Messenger RNA from Purpureocillium lilacinum, 957 nucleotides. RefSeq lists its product as uncharacterized. Lineage: Eukaryota; Fungi; Ascomycota; Sordariomycetes; Hypocreales; Ophiocordycipitaceae. Gene Ontology annotation, biological process: protein depalmitoylation. Gene Ontology annotation, molecular function: carboxylic ester hydrolase activity; palmitoyl-(protein) hydrolase activity. The record is from RefSeq and is a predicted model, not a curated record. Gene Ontology annotation, cellular component: cytoplasm.
AUGGCGAUGCCCUCAUGCAACCGGGACCCGCACUUCUCAGACCCGUCGUCGACCCCGUCCCUAGGCCAGCCCCUCAACUCUCCCUACAUCAUCAAGCCACGCGCACGGCACACGCACACCGUCAUACUUCUCCACGACGUCGCCUCCAACGGCCGCAUCUUCAGCCACGAUCUCCUCACCACGGGCAAGACAUCCGCGGGCAAGACGCUCGACUACCUAUUCCCCGGCGUGCGAUGGGUCUUUCCCUCAGCACCGCGGCGACCCUGCCACGCGCUUGAGCACGCCAGGAUCGCGGCAUGGUUCGACGUCGUCAACCUCAAGGACCCGAGUCUGCGGCAGGAGACGCAGAGAAAGGGUCUCUGCACAUCGGCGAGGGAGAUGUUCACCAUCAUGGGCUGGGAGCUGAAGCUCGUGGCGCCGGACAAGGUGGUUCUCGGCGGCAUGGGCCAGGGCUGUGCCAUGGCGCUCGCGAUCCUGCUCAGCCUUGGCCACAAAAUUGGCGGCGUGAUCGGAAUGAGCGGCUUCCUCCCCUUCCAGUUCGAGCUCGAGAUGAACACGGCCGAAGACUCGUCGAGCGAGAGCGAGAGCCAGACCAGUGUCCAAAGCGGCGCUCGCAGCGCGCGCGGCAGCAACUCGUCCAUGACGUCCCACGAUCCAGCCGUCAAAGCGCACAUAUUCCAGCGCUCACUGCUUCAGCUCGCCAGCGCCGAGCAUCCCACGAAAGACGAGACCUCCUACGGGACGCCCGUGCUGCUUGGCCACGGCGCCGUGGACGACGUACUGCGUUUCGCAUUUGGUGAGCAGGCUGCCCUAGCGCUGGGGACCGCCGAAUAUGAGGUCGACUUCAAGCGGUACGAGGACCACGGCCACGGAUACAAGGUACCGGAACAGAUUGACGACAUCGUCGAGUUUAUGCGAAGGCGUGUAGGCAUUGAGCCUCGGGGUGACAGCGAUUGA